Aspergillus terreus NIH2624 is the source of this 1899-nucleotide messenger RNA. RefSeq names its product serine/threonine-protein kinase srk1. Gene Ontology annotation, molecular function: ATP binding; protein serine/threonine kinase activity. Gene Ontology annotation, biological process: protein phosphorylation; mitotic DNA damage checkpoint signaling. The record is from RefSeq and is a predicted model, not a curated record. Gene Ontology annotation, cellular component: nucleus. Lineage: Eukaryota; Fungi; Ascomycota; Eurotiomycetes; Eurotiales; Aspergillaceae. The transcript has 4 exons. Bases 1 to 1899 code for a protein of 632 amino acids.
AUGAGUACCAUCCAAAAUCUCAAAAAUUUCAUACGUCAUGGCAAACAAGCCCGCUUGGUGACCCCCCAUGCUGAACCCACCACCGACGUCUCUGCCAUCCACGCUGAACAACAGCGUCAACCUCAAGGCUCAUACCCACCCGCUGCGGGCAAUCUGGAUGCCAUUGAUAACAAGAUGAACAAUGCGCCGGCUCAACUCCCGGCCAAAUCGCCCGAGGGUCAGUCCCGGCGAGCCCGCGAGCUGGAGAUCGAGCAGAUUGUCGCCGAAGAAAAGAGUGCACGGUCCAAGAUGCCCAAGUAUCCUGGCCUGGAACGCUGGAUCUUGCUGGACAAGAUGGGCGAUGGCGCUUUCAGCAACGUCUACCGGGCCAAGGACACCACCGGCCAGUAUGACGAGGUCGCCAUUAAGGUCGUUCGGAAAUUCGAGAUGAACAGUAAUCAGGUAGGUCGAGUUGGUCUUGUUCAACACUCGUUUAGCCCUUAUUGUUCUUCCCUUGCGCCGUCGUCGUCGUCGUCGUCGUUCGUUUGCCUCUCCAAACCGUUUUGCCAAUAUCAUUCUCUAGUCCCCCAAUCUUCCUCUCCUUUCUCGCAAGAAGAGACCAAAAGCUACGGAGCGCGCCAAUAUUCUGAAAGAGGUCCAGAUCAUGCGCCAAACCUCAGCCGUCAUGUUAUCCUGCAGGUCGCCAAGGCGAUCGAGUAUCUCCACGAGACUUCUGGUGUUGUCCAUCGGGACAUCAAACCUGAGAAUCUACUCUUCUACCCAAUCCCUUUUAUUCCCAGCAAAAACCCCAAGCCACGACAGCCGGGCGAUGAAGACAAGGUUGACGAAGGUGAAUUCAUUCCCGGCAAGGGCGCUGGUGGCAUUGGAGUGAUCAAGAUUGCCGAUUUCGGUCUGUCCAAGGUCAUCUGGGAUAGUCAAACUAUGACUCCAUGCGGAACGGUCGGCUAUACAGCACCUGAGAUCGUUAAAGAUGAGCGUUACUCUAAGAGUGUCGAUAUGUGGGCGUUGGGCUGCGUUCUCUAUACUCUCCUCUGCGGCUUCCCGCCCUUCUACGACGAGAGUAUUCAAGUCUUAACCGAGAAGGUGGCUCGCGGCCAAUACACGUUUUUGUCGCCUUGGUGGGACGAUAUCUCCAAGUCCGCUCAGGAUUUGAUCUCUCAUCUCUUGACGGUGGACCCCGACCAGCGAUACUCGAUUAAAGAGUUCUUGGCACACCCCUGGAUCCGUCAGACCGAUGAAGCGACAGAGGCGGCCACCGACGCGCCUCCGCUCGCGACACCAUUGUCUUCACGCCACGUGCAGAAACAGCCUCUGGAUGCCUUUGCGGCCGACCAGGCUCCCUACGCCCCCGCCAGCGCUCGCCUGUCCGACCAGCCCUCGGCGGGCCUGGAGCGCCCGAUGGACUUCCGCUCUCCCGGAGCGAUCAACCUCCGCGAGGUCUUCGACGUGGGCUAUGCCGUCCACCGCCAGGAAGAAGAGAACAAACGUCGUAAAAACCAGCGGAAUUACCCUGGAACGAACCCCACUGCCCGAUUCCAAUCAGCUCUUAAUCCACUUAAUGAAGACUACGAUGAUGAAGAUGGAUACGAGGGCGAGAUCACGUAUCAACCGAUCGACCACGACGAAUAUCCCCCAUCCAAACUCCAGAAACAGUCGAAGGAGGUGGCAGCAAUGGAAGCAAAAUUACGGUCCACCAACCUGGGCGCUCCCAGCCAUGCCGCUCAGGCGCGGAGAGUGCACCAGCCCCGACAGCAGCAAGGCUACGGGCAACACAGCGCCAACGUUGCUGCGGCGGCGAAACAGAGUAUUGGCGGGCGAUCGAGGCAGCCGUUCGAGCUCAGUUUGAACAAUGCGACACUGCUUGAAAAGAGACGGCACCAUGGUCAACCGGUUGUAUGA